UGCCACGUGUAGGUGUCAGCACUGACAUUUUACGUGAAAAUGGCAGCCACACUGAGAGAAAAGCAGACGGCUGCAUUGAAACGUAUGUUAAACUUUAACCAGCUUCCAACAAAGCAGUCAUCGUCGGAACCUCAAUGGAAAAUCCUCGUUUACGACAGGUUUGGCCAAGAUAUAAUAUCUCCCCUGUUAACGGUGAAAGAGUUACGCGACAUCGGAGUAACUCUGCACUUGAAUUUACACUCCGACCGAGACCCCAUUCCAGACGUACCGGCGAUUUAUUUCGUUAUGCCAACGGAAGAAAAUAUCCAGAGAAUAUGUCGAGAUUUGAACAACCAGCUUUACGAAUCAUAUUAUUUCAACUUCAUAUCUGCCGUAUCGCGUCAGAAGUUAGAAGACAUCGCAAGCGCCGCAAUUCAAAGCAACUCUGUGGUUCAAGUUGUUAAAAUAUUUGACCAGUAUCUCAAUUUUAUAUCAUUGGAGGAUGAUUUUUUCAUUCUCAGACACCAAGACAAAGAUUCUAUGUCUUAUUACAGUAUAAAUAAGGGAGAUGUCAAGGACACUGAAAUUGAACAUACAAUGGACACCGUAGUCGAUAGUUUAUUUUCGGUGUUUGUUACACUAGGCGUUGUUCCAAUCAUUCGAUGCCCACGCGGAAACGCUGCGGAAAUGAUAGCAGAAAAGUUGGACAAAAAACUAAGAGAGAACAUCCGGGAUGCUAGAAAUAGCUUGUUUGCUGCAGAAAGCAUACCAGGUCAGUUCAGUUUUCAGCGCCCUCUACUGGUACUCCUAGACCGCAACAUUGAUCUUGCAACUAUGCUACACCACACGUGGACAUACCAGGCACUAGCACAUGAUGUUCUAAACCUUAAGCUGAACAGAGUGGAAAUAGAAGAAGUUUCGGAAAUCCGAUCACAAGCAGGUUCCCCAAGACCACUGAAAAAGAAAAAAACUUAUGACUUGAGCAUGAACGACAAAUUUUGGCAAACGCACAAAGGUAGUCCUUUUCCAACAGUCGCAGAAGCUGUACAGAAGGAACUGGAUGUCUACAGGACACAAGAAGAUGAAGUGAAGAAACUAAAAGCGGCCAUGGGGUUAGAAGGGGAGGACGAUUCAGCCAUCAGCAUGUUGUCAGACAACACUGCGAGGCUGACAUCGGCUGUCAGUUCUCUUCCCGAGCUGCUGGAAAAGAAACGUCUCAUAGACAUGCACAUGAAUAUUGCUACAGCACUGCUAGACCAGAUCAAAGGGAGAAAACUAGAUAUUUAUUUUGAAUCCGAGGAGAAAAUGAUGAGCAAAGCGUUAUUGGACAAAUCACUGAUGGAUUUGAUUUCUGAUCCAGAAGCGGGAACACCUGAAGAUAAAGUUCGCUUGUUUGUCAUUGCCCUCUUAUGCGGCCCACCCAUGUCCGAAGCCGAGAUCGACCAGUAUUGUGUCGCACUGCAAGGAGCUAAUUGCGAUGUCGCGUCUAUCCAGUACAUCCGUCGAUGGAAGGCCUACGCAAAGAUGACCGCAGCCCCCAGCCAGUAUGGUGGAGGGGGUAUCAGCACGGUCAGCAUGUUCUCCACACUCGUUUCGAAGGGCUCCCAGUUUGUGAUGGAAGGUGUGAAGAAUCUGUCGGUCAAGCAGCACAGUCUGCCGACCACUCGGAUCGUAGAUGCCCUGAUGGAGCUCAAAUCUCACCAAGAUGUUGACGAGUACAGAUACUUCGACCCCAAGCUGCUCCGAGCAGACAGCUCGUCCGUGCCACGGAACAAGUCACCUUACCAGGAUGCGUUUGUGUUUCUUGUCGGCGGAGGAAAUUAUAUUGAGUACCAGAACCUUAUUGACUAUUCCAAGCACAAGUCGGUACCCAAACGAAUUGUGUACGGGUGCAGUAAUUUGGUGAACACGUCAGAGUUUUUGAGACAGCUCUCGCACCUUGGCAAUGAAAUCUGAAAGUUGUACUACUACUGUUUAUUCUAAUUUGUUUUAAAACGUACGAGACUAACAUUUGUCAAGAGAGAUCGAUAAUAUCUUGAACUGUUAAAUUUAUCUUUGUUACUGCAUAAAAUUUAUUGUGCUUGCUCAACACACACUUUGAUGUGACAUUUUUUAAUACCAGGUUUAUCAUUACUGAUAUUACAUGAUAUGGGAAGUCUUCAUUAUUCCUCUCCCUCCCCCCCCCCCCCCAACAAAUUUUCAAAGUAUUUGUUAGAGUAGGGUUAGGGAUAGUUAUGCACAGCCCUCUACUUCAACUUUUCCAUCUAGGAGUCUGAUGGCGCCUAUUUGUAUUUUCAUAUAGAUAGUAUAAAAUGUUUUAGGGCGCCAAAUGAAAAAAAUUGUCACUUAUACGACCAAAUCAGUCACAGUGUAUAUACAAUAUCUUUUAAAUAAUUUUAUUCUAUAAAACCAACAUAAGUUUAUAUUUUGUAUUCCAAUAUCGCUAUGCUUUGUCUUAGAAUAAAUAGCCAUUUUGGAAUUCUGUGUAAUGUUUCCACCACAAAGAUGCUUUUGUGAAACAUUAAGCACAGAAGACAGAAUGUGAAAUUAUGGGACUUUUAGUUCGUUUUAUUCCGUAGAUGUUCGGUUCAUUCAAUCACAGUACACCUUUGGAGGUUUAUAAGUAUUAAAAUACAAUGUUAAUUGUACCACUGUGAGGUCACGUGGUAGGAGUGCCUGGCUACAGUACCCAUUGUCUGGAGUUCGAAUCCAAUACUUAGCAUUACGUCAUUUGUAGUGUUUAAUGCAAUAUUCAGUUCAUAUUGCUAAUUCUAUACCCCAAAUGGGGAGUAAAUACAGAAGUCUUUCUGUCAGGGGACCAAAAUUCUAGAUGAAUUUAUAUGAUCAAUAGGUUUUCGAACCUAUUUAAAAUAAUAAUAAAAUGGAUAGAAUGUGUGUAUUAAGCCUACUAAUAUUGGUUAAAAUUUUAUCAUAUAUGAUCAAGUGAGAAGCAGGUCUAUAAAUUAGUCCAAAAAUUAACUUUGUUUCAAUUGCAAUGUGGAAAACUUGAUAUGAAAUUAAAAGCAUGAGUAUUGUCACUCGAUCAAGUAUUUUACAAUAUUUGCAAUACUGUAAAAAAAAAAAAUAUGGAUGCAAAAUUACUUAUAUUUGCUGCAUGUCUGUGUCAAUUUUGAGCCUUGCAGUUAAUGUGAAAUACUGACUUAUUACUCAAGCAGUAUCUGUAUUUGCUGAAUGAGUUAUUUCCCUUAAUUUAAUUUAAAAUACAAUGUAUGUACAUUUUUCACUAAACAUUUACAUGCAAGUUCAUCAUUGUAUUCAGGAAUUUUAGACUGUAGCGACUGAAGUUUAUAAGUGGGUCGAGUCAUACUCUGAAAAUUAAUAUUGAAAAAAAAAUAUUUGCUUAAGCAUGAAGGGGUUUAAUAACUUAAAAAAGAAGAAGAAUUAAUCAUUGCAGCAUAUUCUGUGCAAUAUUGGUUAUGCUAUUAUCAUUUAACUAUUUUCAGAAUAGAUUUAAUAAACAUUAUUUUGUUUACCUUC
Molecule: messenger RNA, 3477 nt
Organism: Gigantopelta aegis
Lineage: Eukaryota; Metazoa; Mollusca; Gastropoda; Neomphalida; Peltospiridae
Product: sec1 family domain-containing protein 1-like
Exons: 1
Coding region: 40-1935 (631 amino acids)
Biological process (GO): endoplasmic reticulum to Golgi vesicle-mediated transport; intracellular protein transport
Cellular component (GO): cytosol; Golgi membrane
Molecular function (GO): syntaxin binding
Source: RefSeq, a predicted model, not a curated record